CCCGCUGCCGAGGCGUAGGGGCGGCGGUGGCAUCGCGGUGGCGCGGGGCUGGGCUGGGCGCGGCGGCCGCCUCACGCAGUCGCAGGGAAGAGAGCGGCCGGGAGCGCCGGCGGAGCCGGGGUGCGCUCGCCGCGGAGGGCCGGCGGAUUCCUGCUCCGCGGGAGGGCUCCGCCGAGCGCGCCGCCUUCCAGCCGCAGUGACAUCCCCGCCGCUCCGCUUGAUCGCCGGCUGCCCGCCGCUCCCCGCAGCGCUCCGCGAGCCGCCGGAGGAGGGUCAGCCCCGAAGUUGCGGCCAGUCCGGGUGAAAAGUAGCGGCGAGGCGGAACGGGCCGCGGCCGAGCCGAGAGGGGAACGGUGCAGCGCCUCGCCACCCCCUGUGCGGUGGCUGGCUCGGCGCCUCGGACCCCGCCCGCACGGACAGCGCCGCGGAAAGAACCAACAUGCAAAAAGGAAGGAAAACCAAAACUGCUCUUUUGGCAGAAAAGCAUUGGCUUUCAGCUCCUUUCAUAUGUUUUUGUUUUGCUUCGUAAUGGGAGGAGCAGGAUUCUUUGAAUCAUUGAGUCAAAAUUUGGGCAGCAUUGGCUGAAGAUGAGAUGAAAGAAGACUUGAAUAUAUGUCGAUACUCCCUGACUGUUAAUUCAGACAAACUUUUUACUAACGGAGGGGAAUAGUGGUUAAAAGCACCAUGGACUCAUUUAAAGGAGCUGAUGAAUGAUUUCUGCCCUUUUUUUUUUUUUUCUUUUUUCUUUUUUUUUUUUUUCUCACUCUCCCACGAGUCCUAAGAAAAAGAUAAAGAAUGUGUAUACAAACUGAGAUAAGGGGAGGGCUGAAGAAAGUAGCUUCCAUUUUUGAAUCUUUUUCAAGUGCUGUAAAUUCCUUAAAUAAUUAAAUUCACCACAUUGUUUUGAAUAAAUUAUAUAUAUUUUUUGUGAUCAGUGUUUUUUUUUGUUUUGUUUUGUUUUGCUUUUGUUUUUGUAUUUUUUUUCUGUUUUAUUUUUUUGGUCAGUUCUAGAAGUGGAAUUUGACCUGAUUGAAAACUUUAACACAGAAAACAUGUGGCUCUGAUUCCUGUUUUCAAACGGAGGUUUUCAAGUUACCAAGAGAUAGCAUUCCAGUUUCUUCUUGUGUCUUGUCAUCCUGUGUUUGUAUGCAUAUCUUGGAGAUUUUACUUUUUCCCUGGUUUUAGUAUACAUGCUGUGGUGUUGUAUUUGAGAAAAGUGUGAACAGAAGGCACCUGAGAUUUAAUUUCUUGGCAGAUUUGUUGACUUUUUAUUCCAGUGUCAUAGUUCACAUUACAAGUAAUCUGAGUAACUGUUAGAAUGUGCAGUAAAACUAAGUCUUCUGUCUUAAGAAAAAAAAAAAAAAGCCUUAAGAUGUUCAUGUUUAUACUGACUGGAUCAAAGCUUGAUAUCUGAAUGUUAUGUUUUGUUAGGAAAUGCAUGCCGGGGGAAGAGGAGCUGCUUAAUGGAUCAUGGCUCUGAUGCUUACAGGGCAUACCUUAUUUCUAGCAUUAAUGAUGUUUGCUGUCUUCACUUUUGAAGAAUCUGUAAGCAAUUACUCUGAUUGGGUGACUUUUAUGGAAAAUAUAGAUCAAUAUGAGAAAGAGAAACUUGGUAGUCUUGGUGCUGAGCAGAAGCUGAAAAAAGCAGUUCUUCAUCCAAGCUUGUAUUUCGAUGCUGAAGAUGUCCAUGUGUUGAGGCAGAAAGCUCACACAAGCCAUUCACAUAUAUUCAGAACCAUCAGGAGUGCAGUGAUGGUUAUGUUAUCCAACCCAUUGUACUACCUACCUCCACCCAAACAUGUUGAUUUUGCUGCAAAGUGGAAUGAGGUUUAUGGUAACAAUCUGCCACCUCUAGCAUUUUAUUGUUUGCUUUGCCCUGAAGAUAAAGCUGCAUUGGAUUUUACUGUGGAGUAUAUGGACAGAAUGGCUGCUUACAAGAACUGGUUGGUUGAGAGCGCGCCUGGUGAUGAAGUCCCACUUGGCCACUCCCUAACAGGAUUUGCCACUGCUUAUGACUUCCUCUAUAAUUCACUGGAAAAUGUGAGAAGACAAAAAUACCUGGAGAAGAUACGGUCUGCAAGCAAGGAAAUGUUUGAGUACUCAAAGGUUCGUUCCUGGGGAAAGCAGCUUCUUCACAAUCACCAAGCAACCAACAUGCUCGCUUUGCUUACUGGAGCUUUAGUGACUGGUGUGGACAAUGGAUCUCAGGCAAAUAUUUGGAAACACACUGUUGUUGAUGUGAUGGAGAAAACAAUGUUUCUGCUCAGUCAUAUUGUAGAUGGGUCUCUGGACGAGGGAGUAGCUUAUGGGAGUUACACUGCUAAGUCAAUAACACAGUAUGUUUUCCUGGCACAGCGACACUUUGGUAUUAACAACUUGGAAAAUAAUUGGCUCAAAAUGCACUUUUGGUUUUAUUAUGCCACCCUAUUACCAGGCUUUCAAAGGACUGUGGGUGUAGCAGAUUCUAAUUACAAUUGGUUUUAUGGUCCUGAGAGCCAGCUGGUUUUCUUGGAUAAAUUUGUCCUGAAGAAUGGAGCUGGCAACUGGCUGGCACAGCAAAUUAGAAAACACAGACCCAAAGAUGGACCAAUGGUGCCAUCCACUGCACAGCGGUGGAGCACUCUGCACACCGAGUUUAUAUGGUACUCUGCUGAAAUCACUCCUCAACCACCUCCUGACUACGGCACUGCUAAAAUGCACGUGUUUCCUAACUGGGGAGUUGUUACUUAUGGGGCUGGAUUGCCAAGCAGUCAGACAAACACGUUUGUGUCCUUCAAGUCUGGAAAACUUGGUGGACGAGCUGUUUAUGAUAUCGUCCACUUUCAACCAUAUGCCUGGAUUGAUGGAUGGAGAAGUUUUAAUCCUGGACAUGAGCAUCCUGAUCAGAACUCUUUCACUUUUGCUCCCAAUGGGCAGGUGUUUGUAUCUGAGGCUCUCUAUGGACCUAAACUCAGCCACCUGAACAAUGUCUUGGUGUUUGCCCCAUCUCCUACGAGCCAGUGCAAUCAGCCUUGGGAGGGACAGCUUGGUGAAUGUGCCCAGUGGCUGAAGUGGAUUGGUCAUGAGGUUGGAGACUCAACCGGGGAAAUUAUAACAGCCUCCCAGUCUGGGGACAUGAUGUUUGUGAGUGGGGAGGCAGUGUCUGCUUAUACAUCAGCAAUGAAAUUGAAAAGUGUGUAUCGCAUUUUGCUGCUUUUAAAUUCUCAGACCUUGUUAGUAGUAGACCACAUCGAAAAGGAGGCAGACUCUCCUGUUAAUUCAGUCAGUGCCUUUUUUCAUAAUCUUGACAUUGAUUUUAAAUAUAUACCUUAUAAAUUUAAGAACAACUACAAUGGAGCUAUGAUGGAUGUGUGGGAUGCCCACUACAAGAUGUUUUGGUUUGAUCAUCAUGGGAGUAGUCCUGUUGCUAGGAUACAAGAGGCAGAACAAGCUGCUGAAUUCAAAAAGCGAUGGACUCAGUUUGUAAAUGUUACCUUUCCGAUGAAAAGCACUCUUACAAGGAUUGUUUACCUUUUCUAUGGCCCAUAUGUCAAUGUUUCUAACUGCAGACUCAUUGAUAAUGUAAAGUCUGGAUUUCAGAUAUCACUUAGUGUCAACAGCACCGAAAAUACUGUUUCUGUUGUGACUGAUCAUCAGAAUUUAAAGGCCAGGUUUGAUUACUUGGGAUUUGGUGGUUUUGCCAAAGUUGUUCAUGAAAACAAAGUGACUAAGUUUGGUCUAGGUACUGAAUCUGUGGAAAAAUUGAUUAAAAAUAAUAGGGCAGUUUUGCCAUUUGGAUUCAAAGUGAACAUAAUUGCAGGGUUAAUUUUAGGUGUUAGUUUAGUCAUACUGGCCUUUCAGUGGCGGUUUUACAUAUCCUUCGGUAAAAUGUUGCGUUGGAUCCUGAUACUGGUUAUUGCACUGUGGCUUAUUGAACUGGUUGAUGUAUGGAGCAUGUGUACUCAGCCAAUCUGUGCAAAAUGGAGCAGUGACUUGACAAGGCUAGAACACGAUGAAGGCAAUAAAGCCAAACAAUUAGAAGGGACUCCCAUUGUUUUUCCAGAUGUUAUAAUUACUUCACUUCCCGCUUCUGGUGCAGAAAUUUUAAAACAGCUGUUCUUUAACAGCAGUGACUUCCUAUAUAUGAGGAUACCUACAGCCUAUCUAGAAAUUCCUGAGAGCGAAUUUGAAAUUGAUUCUUUUGUAGAUCCGUGUGAAUGGAAGGCUUCUGAUGUUCAGAAUGGGCAUUUCCAUCUUCUCAAGGGAUGGCUCCAGUCUCUAGUUCGAGACACAAAAUUACAUUUACAAAACAUUCAGUUAUACGAAGCCAGCAGAAGUAAAAUUACUCAGCAUUCUGCCAUAAGCAAGGACAAAAAGAAAAGAUCCAAAAAGAGAGAAUCUCUGUCAGAGCAAAGAAGUAGGGCAAGAGCGAGUCAAGAUAAAGAUGCUGAAUAUAUUAGGGAAUUGAGGAGACACCUUGUUUAUUAUCCUAAUGCACGACCUGUGCUUAGUUUAAGUAGUGGGAGCUGGACGUUAAAGCUUCCCUUCUUUCAGGAAAUCCUAGGACCAUCAAUGAGAGCAUUAUAUGUAGUAAGAGACCCACGGGCAUGGAUAUAUUCAAUGCUGUACAAAAAUAAGCCAAGCCUUUACUCUUUGAAAAAGGUACCACAGAGCUUAGCUGCGAUGUUUAAAUGGGAAAAUGGUAAAGGAAAAUGUAGUAUCAAUGAAGGCUAUGCCUUUGAAUACGAAUCAUUAAGAAAAGAAUUUGCAAACUCUAAUUCAAAUGCUGUUUCUGUGUUGUCCCAUUUAUGGCUAGCAAACACAGCAGCAGCACUGAGAAUAAAUGGAGACUUGCUGCCAACAAAUUAUCUGAUGGUCAAGUUUGAAGAUAUUGUGAGCUUUCCUCAGAAGACAGCUGAAACAAUUUUUGCCUUUCUUGGUAUUCCUCUUCCUCCUGCUAGCUUAAACCAAAUAUUAUUUGCCACUUCCACCAGUCUUUUCUAUCUUCCCUAUGAGGGGGAAAUUUCACCAAGUAGCAUUCAUGCCUGGAAGAGAAACAUGCCCAAGAAAGAAAUUAAAAUGAUUGAAGAUACCUGUUUUUCUCUAAUGGAACACUUAGGAUACCCAAAGUUUGUAGAAUAAAUGCUGCUGGUCAGCAGAAAUUUGCACUAGUCAUCUCUGACUCCCAAUUUGUGGAUAAAUAUUAGAGAAGUUUGUUUAUUCUUGUAAAAUGUGUACAGUCUGCUACUUUCAGAGAAAUUAUUUUAAGAAAAAUAUAGUUGUUCUUGAAGGUGUGAUUUUUGUUAUUGUUAUUUUUAAACUUGUAACUGCUUUUGCUGCCUUUGGAAAAGAAAAAAAAAUAGGGAAAAAAAAAAAAAAAAAAAAAAAGGCUGUGUGAACCUUUAUGGAACUACCAGCUGAGGACUCUAUAGCUCAGGGGAUAAGUAAUAGAAUAUGGAGCUUUUUACCUCCAGCUCACCAGUUUUACUCCAGUCCAGGUGGUUAGUUCCCAGAAGUACUUACUAUCUGAUGUUUGUGUGAUGGCUUAUAUGAAAUUAAACUGGUGGUAUUGGCCCAGCUCCCAGUGAUGAUAAUUAACCCCUUCUGACAGGUUUGCUGAGACAUUCUGUCUCACUGAUCACUACAGUGGUGCAAAAUAAAUGUAAAAAUAAAAGUAAGCUGAGGUGUAAGGCUGUUGAGCACCCCUUCAGUGGGUGAAAACAGCCAGAACAUUUGAGUGAAUUUAGUUCCUUAUCUGUGACCUCAGCAGACAUGGAUAUUAAAUAUAAUUGUAUGGUAUGGUUUCUUCAGCUCAGAGGUAUGGCACUUGUAUUGGGUUUUGUGCUUUGACUAAAGAGAAGACUUUGUUCUCCACUCCUGAUAAUACAGUAUCUUUCAUGAACCUGAAGUAAACUACCCGGAGAAAAGGAAAUUGGACAAAAAUCUAAGAAGACAAGAAGAUAUCCUCAACUAUCAGUUAAAUGUGUAGUUUGACCUGCCUCAACCUGAAUCAAUUUUGAGGGUUGUUAGCAUCUUGGCACCACAUGCUGCUUUAUCCUAUACUUCUUGCCUAAGAAGUUCUAUAAGGAUCUUCUUGAAUGAGACUUUUCCACCCUUUUUUUGUAAAGCAUUUCUCUGAUGAUUCUUGUGCAUAAUUUCACUGAGGCCAGUGCAAAUAUUUGAUGUCAGUGUCAGUGGUCUGUUGUUACUGUCUGCAUAAACUGGAAAUCUAAGAUUUAGAAAAUCUUAAAUAAAUCUCCAGGUCUGUGUUGCUGAGGGGUUUGCUUUUCUGUAUGAUAUGUUUCUGAAGGACAACCACUGUUAAUCUCAGGUCUCCCCUCAGAGAAUGGAGAAAUCUGAAACUCAUUUCACUCUCAGCCACCUCAUGUUUGAGUGAUUCACUGCAGUAAAAUAUCUCAAAAGUUGCCUGUUAAUGUUUGCUGGUUUUUUGUUUUUUGUUUUUUUUUAAUCAUGACUAGUUUCUUUUACAUGGUGCUGUAAUACGGUAUUGGUUUGGAAACAGAUAGGCUUGAUUGGAUAAAUGUUUAUUCAUCACAACUUGUUUUCUUCUUGAGUCACAGUCUUUGUUUAGCACAUCCCCAUUAAGAAAAAGUUUAAUUUCCUAAGGAUUUUUUUUUUAAUGUAUGCAAACAGUAAAUGUCUGCAGAUGUGUAAAACAGAUCACAAAGGGACAUCUAUUUCCUUUACCACUUGUUUUCUAUUACAUAUGGAAUUCUCUUGAAGUAUGCUUCCGUUGGUUUGUGGGAGCUGAGUUCAGAGCUUUGGAUUAUUAUGCUGAAAUAUGUGUGUAGAUAUCGUUAAUUUGGGUGAUAACCAUAAGAUGAAAUCAAAAGUUUAGUGAGUAUUUUUGUACAGAAUACAGAUACCCUUUCUGAUUUAUAAAAUAUAAAUGUGUUCUUGCCUUUCCUUUCAGGCUUAGUGCUGUGUCCCUGUCUUACCCCACUGUCUUGUUCUGCUCUUACAUACAUAUCAUAUUCUUUGGAGCAUGUAGUGAUGUCUCAUCAUGACCUAGAUAGAAGUAAUUCUUUCUCUUCCAAUCAUUUGUAUGUUGAAAUGGGUCUCUACCACGAUAAUCCCACUGAUAUUUUGGAAUCUCACCAACCUUAACUUAACUGCCAUUUACUAGCAGCAGCUGCUGUUUUUUCCCUCCUUCAGUUCUGGGUCUCAUCCCUGACUGGCUUGAUGUCAAGUUAAAGGAAAUAUUAAAUAAGCUUAUAUACACUGACAUGCUAGAGAAACUUUGAUUUCCUACUAUCAUUUUCUUAAAUUGGCUUUCCUCUGAAUCCAUUUUUAAUUGUAUGUUUAAAAAAAAGAAAGAACUAUUAUUGUCCGUACCAUUUUUGUGCUUGACAGAAUAAGUUUCAGCAUUUGCCUUUUAUUUUCUAGAGUGAUUUACACUCUAGAAUUGGAACAAACAAACAAACAAACAAAAAAUUGUCAAAUGUUUAAAAGCAACUGCAGGUAAGAACUAAGGAUGGCUGUGUAUUUUUGAAAGUAAAAAGAGACCUUUAAAUCCAUUCUUGAAGUGUCAUGAUAGCCUAUAAGCCUACUUCUUAUUUGUUUUUGAGGAGUUCGGGUGGAGAGGAUAAUCUCUCAGGAAGGUCAUUCAUGCUUCCUUUGGAAUACAGGUUAUCUCAGGCCUUUAUGUUCAUAAUACAUACCAUUGCUGUCAUUUCUUUAUUUUAGGAGUUACUUCUUUCCUCUACUUUACAGGGCCAAAUGAAUGCAUAAUAUAUUAUUCAGAUUUGGAUGCAGUGUGUGUUCGUUGUACACAUUUAAUAAGAUAAGAGAACUGUGUUCUCUAUUUUUGGAUCUUGUUGUGAGGGCAAAUGUAUUAAAAUAAUUAUGGUAAAAUAUGUAGAGGGAAAGGCAGUGUCUUUGAUAACAACAGGGUAGGAAUACCUGGGGCAUGUCAACUCUCCAGUUGUUAAUAAAAAAAAUGUAUUUAUUCAGUUUUAGAUGAUACACUGCUUAAGAACUUCACUGAAGUUAGUACCAGACAGGCGUUAACUCAACCAUGGAGUUGACUGUCUAUUGAAAUUGUGGCCUUGUAACUGCAUGAAUGGCAACAUGAGCUUAUAAAACAUGCAUAUGGUAGAAGAGAAUACCUAUUCAAAUCUUGAGACUUUGCAAAAUAAGUGUCAGUUGCAGCAUCCAUUUUAUUUAUGAAUAAAGUUUACAGUAGUGAUAUGAUAUACUGUGAAGGUCUGGUGAUAAAUAAAUAAACUUAUUUUAGUUUCUAGUUUUUUAGUUUCUCAAUUAAAGCAUAAAUUUUAAUUUUAAAUCUGUGCUGAUCUCAAAUCAGAUUGAUUAUUAAACAAACUUCUUUCCAUAUACAAGCAUUCCUGUAGUCUCAUGUGGCUUUGUGUAUGAAGAACAUGAAUGCAAUUUUAUAAUCUGAAAUGAUUCUGUGGGUGUACGGUUAUCCUUAAAAUUCUUUUCAGUCACUUGCAUCCAGAGGAGAAAUGGAUACAGACUUUAGUCUCAUACUUCUCCAUAUAUUAUAGCUCCAGAAUUUCAGUGACAGUUGAGAAUUGUCAGACUUCUUUUGAAAAGCAUGUCUGUUUAAGUGUGCUGAAUUGAUGAGUGUUGUAGUGUUUUCAGUUACAAUUCAAGAAAACACUCAUGAUAAUAGUCUCAAUAUUUUAUCUUAACUUUACUAUUUCUUUCUCCCUGGUUAAAUGGUGAUAAUUGUUUGUACUGUCUUGCAGGUUGAACUCUCCAGUUAGGAGAGAGCUACAAUUUUGACAUAAAUUAAAAAGGAUGACUUUACUUAAAUGUGUAUCUCAGAAUCUCCUUUGGAAGCCUAAGGAAAAUAAACAACAAGGGAUAUAUUUCAACUGUUUACGUGCGUUGUAACUAAGUAACAUUGGCCUUGGGACCAAUGCACAUGGGUCUUGUCUAUUCAGAGUUCUAUCAAACUGCAUAUCUGUAGUCUCUGAACAAGCUUAAAUACUUCUAUUGUCCCAGUGAAGGAUUUUCCAAGAGCAAAAUCUGUGAAGAUGUGUCUCAGUUUCAUGGGCAGAUUGAUUCCCUUCUCCCUCUUAGCAUACAACUUGCAUUCAGCUCUUCACCAAAAUUUAUGUUUGAACAGUUAGUUUGCAGGAUCCAGGGUUGAGUUGCUGGACAAGAUCCUCAGUUGUAUGUAAAAUGUACGACACAACUUGUUUGUCACUGAAAUACUAUUCUGGUAGUGUUAAAAUGCAAAACAAAAAUGUACUUCAGGUUUCAUAAAUUUAUUAAUAACUACUUUGUGAAGUAUGGAUCUGACUUACUUUUCUAACCAUAAAAAUUGUUUCAUUUGCAGUUUGGACUGAUGUGACUGUCUUGGUUCUGCUUGACAGUUAUUUCCAGUGUUAGUCUUGGUGGUACUAUUUCUUUGACAAACAUCAUAUAUAUAUAUAAUAUGGAAUGCAAUAGUGUAUUUGCUCAAUAAAAUGGAAGUUCACAGUUAAGAAUAAAAAUAUGGUACAUCCAUAUUUCUUUAAGUUAAAAAGAUUAGGAAGAGGCCCAUAUGUUGGAGUCUAUGUGUAGGUAUAUUUUAUAACUAGAAUAUGUAGUAUUUAUUUUACGGGACUUAGAAGUAAUGUAUCUUUUUUUUUUAUUAUUUAUUUACAUAAAAUUAUUUCUUUUAAGAGGAUAAGUACAGGAUCCUAACAUUUCUAUGAUGAGGACAUCAGAAUGAUUCCUUUUUUUUUUUUUUUUUUUUUUUUUUUUCCCUGAACUUCAGUUUAGGUUUGGUUCAGAAUAAAACCUUUUUUUAAAUCCAAACAUGAAGGGACUCUCUUCCAAAACAGGAGUUUUGGAACUAGAUUAUUGUUAAGGUCCCUUCAAAGAUAAGUGAUUCCUUGAUUCUAUCAUUCAAAUGAUCAAGCAAAAUUACUUAAUAUUAGAAGAGAAAAUUAAAUUCAUUUUAACAGUAUGAAAAAUUGUGUUGUAACCACAAUCAAAGCUACUCAUGUUAUUCUUAUAAGCUCAUUAAAGUAGAUAAAGAAACAAAUAUAUUCAAAUAAUAUGUGAAACAGGUUUUCAAAUAUCUGGACUUGGAUUUCUUUAGUCAGGAAAAAAAUUGCUAAUACAAUAAUAUUCACUAUUUUCGCUAUUUUCUGUGUUGUCAGAAAAUAUUUAAGAGUGGGAAAGUACUGUUUCACGUUACUAAAAUAAUCCUGUUUUAAAUUAAACUAUACAUCUCUUAGAGCUAACAAUAUGCUAGGAUUUAUAUGUAUGUAAGAAAUCUCACUUUAUUCACACCUGUCUAAACAGAAAAUAAUUUCUGAAAGAUUUUUCAUUUCUCUGAUAAAACCUAAACACUUAGUUUAUUCUUUUUACUGAGGAAGAUACUGUUGUGUUUUUAAAAACAUGACCCAAAUUAAUCUGAUGUUACAUUAGGUAAUUUAACUGUGGGUCUAAAUGAGGAGUCUUGCUACUCUAGAAUCAAUGUAGAAUUAGUGUCACCUUCAGAAGGUAAUCAGACACUACUUUCUGUAAAUCCUCAAAAGCUGUUGUUGAUUAAAUUCUUUACUUUAGCUGCCUGCUGAAAGAUCUCAAGUAAAAUAGGGUUAAUUUAGGUUUUAAAUGUGUAUGAUCUUACUUCUAAGUAGAUUUCUGCAUCUGAGCAUUCCUAGUGUAUACACUGUCCACAGAAAAUUUUAUGAAAUAUCUCACAUUUAGGGUAUCACAAAGCUUUGUGAUACAGCCACAGAAUCACAGCCGCAGAAAGGUUCGAUUCAAGAGUGACCUAUGGAGGUCACCUGAUUCAAUCCCCCUGCUCAGAGUCACCCAAAGCAGAUUGCCCAGGACCAUGUCCAAAUAGCUUUUGCAGAUCUCGAAGGAGACAUCAUAGCCUCUCUGGGCAACCUGUGCCAUUGCUCCAUCACUUUCUGAUGUUCAGAUAAUCUCUUGCCUUUUAGGUAGUGCCCAUUGCUUCUCAUCCUUUCACUGCAUGCAGCUGCAAAAAGCUUGGCUCUGUCUCCCUUAAA
Molecule: messenger RNA, 10979 nt
Organism: Lagopus muta (rock ptarmigan)
Lineage: Eukaryota; Metazoa; Chordata; Aves; Galliformes; Phasianidae
Gene: DSEL
Product: dermatan sulfate epimerase like
Exons: 2
Coding region: 1471-5121 (1216 amino acids)
Molecular function (GO): sulfotransferase activity; chondroitin-glucuronate 5-epimerase activity
Source: RefSeq, a predicted model, not a curated record